Molecule: messenger RNA, 1339 nt
Organism: Drosophila virilis
Lineage: Eukaryota; Metazoa; Arthropoda; Insecta; Diptera; Drosophilidae
Molecular function (GO): protein binding
Source: RefSeq, a predicted model, not a curated record
AGGCUCUCACUGUUUAGAUGUUUCAUUCAAUUUGAAGCUGCUCUUGUUAAAUUGUAUUUAAAUUGAUAAAAGUGUUAAUGUUUGACAAACUCAACGAAGAUUGCUGGCUUACCAUUCUCAAGUAUGUGAAGCUAUGCGAUCAACUGGCACUGGCGCAAAUUUCCAGGAGCCUGCAGUGCACUGUCCGAUAUCAUUGGCAGCACCUCAAGGAGGCCCACUUGGACCGUGAUGUGCUGGAGCGCUUUGAGCAGCAUCCAAAUGAAAUGCAGGAGUUCCUUCAGCUCGCCAGUGGAUCACUGCAGCAUUUGAUACUGAAACAAGCCAGUAUAGCCCUGCUAAAGUCAUGGAAAUCUUAUAGAUUUCCUAAAUUGGUUAGCCUCAGCUGUGACUUGUGCUUUACCAGCCAAGAAGCGGCCGACGAGGAGACCUUGUUGCUGACCGAACUGUUUCCACAUUUGACCAAACUGACGCUGCUGAGCAGCACCAGUGGUAGGCAUCUAUGGACUUGGGACAAGCUCGAGGAGUUGCAUUUGAUGUGCUGCGAAUCGUUGGAUACGUCAACCUUUGAGCAGAUAUUUAGCUCGAUGCCAUUACGCAAACUCACACUUCUAUUUUAUGGUUACAGUGUUAAUCUCGGCGAGGGCGUUCUGCCCGUCUCAAAAUGCGCUACGCUAGAGGAGCUUGUUAUAGACGAUCACCACUUGCUGGGCGCUUUCCUGCCCAACUUGCUGCAGUUGCCCAGGUUCCGUCGACUGGCCUUCUACACCCGUGACUAUUACGAGGGGCUGCUUCUAACUGUGGCCAAGUUACGGCCGCUCAAGGUGAAAUCGCUGCUGUUCAAUGAUGCCUUCUGGAGCAGCUCUCGUGUGAGCGAUGGGAUUAUGCGCAUGUCGAAUCUGCGUUGUCUGGCGUUGUACGAUGACGAUAUUGGGACGAAAGAGCUGUACAACAUUUGCGCCAGACUGCCGCAAUUGGAGGAGUUGCAUUUGAUGAAAAUGCGCGCAUUGCCCACGCCCACACAGCUCUGGGACAUAGUAGCCGCAUGCGAGACUUUAAAGGUCCUAAACUUAUCUAGUAGCCAGCUGGACAAACAGUUUUUGGAUCUGAGCGCCACAUGUCUGGAUAGAGUGUUAAAGAAGCGGAGUGCAUCCUCGACUCUUACUCUACACCUCCACAACACUGUCCUUGAUCGCAGCCCGAGUAAGGUCUUCCCAGAACUCAAUCAUCAGAAUCUGAAUAUUUCUUUUGAGGCAAUCGAUUUAAAUAUUUGGAGUUCGCGAUUUGUAGAAAUUGUUUUUAACGCGUCUGUAGAUUAAGUGUAGCAUAUUUCAAAAUUAAA